This is a messenger RNA of Schistosoma margrebowiei, 3143 nucleotides long. The record is from the annotation of a GenBank genome assembly. Lineage: Eukaryota; Metazoa; Platyhelminthes; Trematoda; Strigeidida; Schistosomatidae.
CCUUGGAAAGUCGUGCGGCUUUUGAGUCUGAUCUCGUGAUGAGUGGUAAUUCCAGUGAAGAGUCUUUGGAGAGCGAUCGGGAAGGGGAAAAAAGCUGCAGAAAAUCAAAAACGAAGGACAAUAAUGAAUUGAUGGAAGUAGAUGGGUCCGAAUUCAAAAAUGAGGUUUACAUUCUUGGUCGAUCUCGUCCACUUGAGGAUGACGAAGAGCUAGUAAUGGAUAAAAGUGCUUAUAGAAUGUUUUUCGAAUUAGAAGUGGAGUCUCCAAGUCUCAGUUUUGAUAUUCUAACUGAUAACCUUGGUUUUGACCGCUGUGUUGAAGUUAAUGGUGAGGCUCACAGUGUUUGCCUCAUAUCGGGUACUGAGGCACCUAAAGAUAAUCAAAACAAACUUGUAAUCAUGCGUCUGUCCAAUAUGCUGCCGUUCAAAAGAAAGGAUUCUAAUGAAGACACGGAUUCUGAUUCAGAGGACGAAAGUGAUUCUGAUGGAGAUCUUGAUGCGGAACCUGAUGUUGAAGCGGCUACUAUCCUACAUCAAGGUACAGUAAAUCGAGUCCGGGCGAGACAACAUAGGGGUCGAUACCUUGCUGCAUCCUGGUCAGAAAAUGGAUUGGUAUUCAUAUGGGAUUUAACCAGACCCCUUACAGCUGUAAAUGAUUCAGCUGUCAUGGCUGAUUAUGUACGUCACAAUGAAUCUCCUUCACCUUUAUUCACAUUUAAUGGUCAUGGUUCAGAAGGUUUCGCUUUGGACUGGGGUACUCAUACGAAUUCUUCUGGACAUUUAGCUACAGGAGAUUGUAAUGGCCGUAUUUAUCACUGGACACCUAGAUCUUCUGACUGGGCUGUAUCAAAUAGAGCUUAUUUAGGUCAUACAGAUUCAGUUGAAGAUAUUCAGUGGUCUCCUACGGAACCAACUGUAUUUAUCUCUGUUUCUUCGGAUCAUAGUAUACGUGUAUGGGAUGUUCGCGCACCAAUAUCGAGUGGAAGCAUGCUUACAGUUCCAGAAGCCCAUCCAGCUGAUAUAAAUGUUGCUUCUUGGAAUAAGUUGCAAGCUCUUAAUUUGCUAACGGGGGGAGAUGAUGGAACUUUAAGAAUAUGGGAUUUACGAUUAGUUCAUAGUUGUUACAGUGGCAAAAAGUCAAACGAUGGAUCUGUACCUGCUUAUACGCACUUAUUUGAUUACCACAAGAAACCAAUCACAUCAGUGGAAUGGCAUCCGAAUGAUGCUGGAAUGUUUGUAGCUACAUGUGAAGACGAUCAAGCUACAUUCUGGGACAUUAGUUUAGAACAAUCUGAACAAGAAUUAAAACAGUCAAAUGAAUCAAGUUCAAAUCAUGAGGCAGAUGAAGAAGAUUUAGGCAUACCAGUUCAAUUGUUAUUUGUUCAUGGUGGCCAAACAGAGUUAAAGGAAGCACACUGGCAUCCACAAAUACCAGGACUAGUAUUUACAACAGCAUUAAAUGGCUAUAAUGUCUUCCGUACUUGUAAUAUCUAAAAUCAUUAGUAUUACCUUACGCCGUGUAAAUACAACGUAUCUUUCGUCGUUUAAUUACUCCAUAACUUUUUUUAUAAAAUAAUCUAAUGAUACUGUGACCUAGUUCGUUCGAAACCAAUUUCUUAAAGGCUGAGUGUGCUUCACCAGAAUACAACAAAUUUUGUACACAAUGAUAUCGGUGUUAAGCGUGGUCAACGUAUCUUAAGCUUCAUUAUAUAUUACAAACAAUUAGUGUGAAGUAAUAUACAAUCUAGAUGUACGUUGGUGUGUGACUUUUCAGAAGUCCCUACAAAUGUGUUAGAUGUCUAUGAAAUAAAAAUCAAUUACCUUCGAGUGAUCCGACCGACAAAAUUUAUUAUUAUUAGGCUUGUUUCAAAAUAUCACAGUGUUUAUUGUUAUUUGGUGCUAAAAUAUGACGACAGAAAAAUACAAACGCACUUCGAGAGAUUGUUGGUAAACAAUAUACUUUGCACUUUCUUGUCUAUAACUCCGUACAAUCUGUACUAAGCGUCUAGAAUAUUUUCCCUUCAUAUGGUUCAUUUAUAACAAGAACCAUAGUCUUUGGUUUAGAGGCGAGGUCAGUUAUCUUAAGAAUAUUGGACACUGUUGCCUUCGUAAAAAUAUGAAAGUCAGUUUGUGUACGUGUAUAAAUAUCCUUAAUUCUAGGGAAAUAUGGAGAUCGGUCUCACUAGUGUGAAGUGAUAAGCUAUAGGCCUUGAGAAACUCAGUAGUUAGGUUACUGAAACAGAUAAGAGAAUUUGUAUGUUUGAGUGUUACUAUCGGUUGUAGAAAGAGCGGUGCCUGCUGAGUUAGUACUUGUGAGGUCUGACUAUGAACAAUGAUCAUUUAUUGAUUACACCACGGGGGUGCUGUUGUGAAGUGACAACAGAAGCAAAUCCGGAUGAAAUCAUUUAAACAACCGGAACUGUAUUAUGGUACGGAGAUUGAGGUUUGCCGGGAUAAAUAAAGUAGCAACAAAUUAAUGAUUUAAUAAUAUCGAGUGAAAGGUAAACGUGUAAAGUGUCUAAAGUGCAAGCCCAAUGGAAAAGCUGUGAUAACUUCCUUGAGUUUUACUACCGAAUAACAUUACAUUAUUUUGAAUUAUGACUAGCAAUGGAAUUCAAGACGGACGUUCUAUCCUAAGACCCAUUCGUUGGAUGCGCCUAAAUCCUGGUGUUGAUGUUCAUCUUCAACACGUAAAACGGGUAGUUGCGGGUGAGGAGUCCCUAACAAGUUGAGAUGAGCGUCUUGGAUUUCACUGCUAAACAUAAUCCAGAACUAUGACAUAUAUCGAAGCAUCCUUGAUGUUGAUACGACAUUGAAUAAUCCAACCCUUGCAAAUAAUCAUUACAAUUUUUGUUCAUGUUCUUGAUGCUUCUAAUUUAUACAGAUUGAUUGUAGUGUGGUGGACGCUACUCACAAGGAUGUUUGUUAGUAGUGUUUAUCGGGAUGUGGCGUCGAAGUUGUAAAAACUGUCGGACAGAGUUUCAGUGCAUCAAAAGCACGGUGUUGGCAGAACACCUAGAGGCUAGCCGAGAAGACAGUUCAGAUUGCAGAACACAUCGGAAGAUGCAAAUAGACGAUUGAAGGCUAUAUGUAUUAUGUAAAUACUUUGUAACUUCUCGCAAUAAAUGUAUAUACCUUCUGCCU